AUGUGCCAAAGUAAGAGUAUCGUCAACAUAUGUUUAAUUUUGUCCUGUGUCAUUGUGACUUGUUAUGGAAAUACAAAGAGCAAAAGACUCCUAGUUGAUGACAUUGACAUUCAACAACUGGUUAAUGAUGUUGACACUCUGAAGCAGACUGUUCAAGGACAACAGAACCAGAUUCAAUCGCUGUUGUCUUUGUUAUCUGCAAAAGAAGCAGCUGGUGCGAUUUAUACACGAUGGGGGAGAAAGGACUGUACAGUAAAUGGCACGGAAUUAGUAUAUGAAGGGUUUGCUGGAGGAGGUCCAUUUGCCCAGGACGGAGCAGCAGUAAAUUAUGUAUGCCUACCACACGAUCCAGACUUUUAUAAUGGAGACGUAUCUAUGAGUCCAUAUGGUCAUAUGAGUACUAUGUAUGGCGCAGAGUAGGAAGAUAAUU
Messenger RNA from Mytilus trossulus (common blue mussel), 430 nucleotides. RefSeq lists its product as uncharacterized. The record is from RefSeq and is a predicted model, not a curated record. The transcript has 3 exons. Bases 1 to 420 code for a protein of 139 amino acids. Lineage: Eukaryota; Metazoa; Mollusca; Bivalvia; Mytilida; Mytilidae.